Peromyscus leucopus (white-footed mouse) is the source of this 4366-nucleotide messenger RNA. RefSeq names its product popeye domain containing 2 (gene Popdc2). Lineage: Eukaryota; Metazoa; Chordata; Mammalia; Rodentia; Cricetidae. The record is from RefSeq and is a predicted model, not a curated record. Gene Ontology annotation, molecular function: cAMP binding. Gene Ontology annotation, cellular component: sarcolemma.
CCUGACGGGACCUCUGCACUGUGUGCUGCCUGCCCUGGGGACCUAACUUCUCUGCUGGCUUUUCCUUGGACCCUCUCUGCCUGUCUCUGUUGAUCCAGGGUCUUAUCUUGUCCUCCGGAGGUAUGCUAAGUGCUGUCCCAGGCUGCCCGUUUGCCUGGCCUGUUUUCCCUCACUGCCAGUACCUCUUGGAUUCCAAUUCCAAACAUGGUAUCCCUCUGGGGUCACCCUUUCUUCCGGUGCCAAGAGAACAUGCAUUCCAAAUGGAACACAAGUGUGUCUCUCCUGCUGGCUCUCACGCCUCAUUCUGCUUGGGAACAAGACAAAGCGGCAUGUGGUUUCCGUGUCCCGCGCUGCUGAAGUUUCUGGUGUUGUGAUCCUACUUUCUCUCAGGACCAAUGUGUGUUUUUCGCUGAGAACUAAAUAUGAAGACUAUCCUAAGAAAGCCGGAGCCAAAGAAGUUUACUGGAACGCUGCAGAGAAGACAAGAGGGUUGCUGAGAGCGAGAGAGGGAGAAGAAGAAGAAAAAAAAACAUCCCAAACAACGAACCUAGAUUUUCGAUCUUCCGCGGUGUGCUAUGCUCUGGCAUUCUUUCUCAGAGCCACCAGAAGCAUUCCUGCCAGCAAAGGUGGAGUCGGUGGUGAGGAGCCACGCUGGGAGUACGGAUUGAUUGAUUGUUUUCCCCUCGCUUUCCUUAGUGGAGAGGCCUGGAAAGGCUUGAGAGCCCCGAAGAUGAGCGCCAACGGCAGCUCGCUGGGUCAGCUCCUCUGGCAGAGGCCGGUGUGCAGUAGCUGGGAGCAGAAUACGGAAGGGUCUGUCUACCACCUGGCCAACUGCUUCUUGCUCAUGGGCUUUAUGGCAGGCAGCGGGGUGUAUGGAUGCUUCUAUCUCUUCGGCAUCCUGGGCCCAGGCUACCUCUGCUAUGGGCUGUGGGGCUGGUUCGACGCCUGCGGGCUAGACAUCGUCCUUUGGAACUUCCUGUUGACCGGGGCCUGCCUGCUUCAGCUGGCUCAUCUGCUCUAUCGCCUUCGGGUGAAUACCCUGCCUGAGGAGUUCAACCUCCUCUACAGGACUCUAUGCCUGCCCCUGCAGGUGCCCCUGCAGGUCUACAAGGAAAUUGUCCACUGCUGCCAGGAGCAGGUCCUGAGACUGGCCACAGAGCAGACCUAUGCCGUGGAGGGGGAGACACCCAUCAACCGCUUGUCCCUGCUCCUCUCCGGCCGGGUUCGAGUGAGCCAGGAUGAGUUUCUGCACUACAUCUUUCCGUACCAGUUCCUGGACUCUCCGGAGUGGGAAUCACUGCAGCCUUCUGAGGAGGGGAUCUUCCAGGUCACCCUGACUGCCGAGACCGAAUGCAGCUACAUUUCCUGGCCCCGGAAAAAUCUCCACCUUCUUCUAAACAGAGAGCAAUACAUCUCCCGCCUCUUCGCGGCCCUGCUGGGCUACGACAUCUCCGAGAAGCUCUAUACCCUCAACGACAAGCUGUUUGCGAAGUUUGGGCUGCGCUUCGACAUCCGCCUCCCCAGCCUCUACCACGUGCUGGGGUCCUCAGCCUCAGAGGGCGGACCGGAGUCUGAGAAGGACGAUGAAGAAGUCUUUGAGGCGGCUGUGUCCCCUGCUCAGGCCAGGCCCAUCUGUAUCCUGCCAACAACAGCCCCUUGCUCCCCACCUCCAGCGACCACCAACUUCCCUGUGCCUCUGUCCCGGGCCAGGAUGUCCAGACCUGACAGCGGCACCCGGCUUCCAGAACUCCUCUCCAGAACUCUCCUCAGGCUAUGUCCAGAGCACAGGUCCCUUUGGCUCCAACCCAUACUCCUGAGCUUUAAGGAUCGCAGAGCUGUGGUCUCUGUGGCCAGAUGGCUCUCUUCCAUGUUCUCUGGAUGGCCACUUGUACUCACUCCUCUCCUAUCAUCCAUCAGAAAGAUCGGGGGGCAAGACGGGAGACGGACAUGCCAUGUCAGCACCACAACUGCCCCAAGGGUGACAUGGAGAAACUUACCUUCGUCAACCUUCCUCGUAGGAGGAAGGUCCAGAGGCACCAGGCCUGACUCCUUCUUUUAUGGCUUGUAGAACCAGGGCUGGUAACACAGCCUCUGAGCCUGAUCUGUCAAGUGGGGCUAGGAACUCACCUCCCAGGGUUGGUGUGAGGAGCCAAUGAGUCAAUUGGGUAAAGCACCUAUGAUGUGGCAUGGCCUUGAGUGUGCACUCACUAAAGCACCCCACGCCUCUCCCGGAUGUUGUUGCUUUAAACUGUCUGCAAGGAUCCAGUGAAUUUUCCGUGUGGUUAUUUUGUUGUUGUUGUUGUUGUUGUUCCCAAAUAAGUUUCUAUUGAAAUAGAAAAUUUUUAAGCCCUGACAUUUUCUUCAACUUUUAAGUUGAAAAUAGAAAUAACCGUGCCCUGUUUAUGAAUCUAGCAUUGAUUCAUAAUUAGUAGGAUUGUUUAAGCUUAGCUAAUUCAUUUUCCUUCCUUAAACAUUUAAAAGUGACUUGCAAGUUGAGUCUGUUCUGCUCUCUUUUUAUCUGGUUAUUUAUUUUGAUUGAGACAAUAUGUUGCUGCUGUAUGAGACUGGUCUUGGAUUCACAGCCCUCCCUUCCUGAAUGCUCAAUCUAUUCUACGUUGCUUUUCCUUUCAAAGUCCGAUGUGUGUUCUGAUUACCUGAUGCUGUGUCAAACCUGUCCCUGAUACAGUGACUUCAGACCGUUGCCGUGUUUUGCAGUGGGGACUAGCUGGGGCAGCUAGGCAGUGCUCACCCAGCUCCAUGCUAUUUCUCACGCUGCUGCCCUCCGCAUGUGCUUGGAACAGGAGGCAUCUCAAAGGCCUCCUCGGUCAACCUGUCUGGGGUGAGACUAGAAAACUCUAACAGCUGAGGACUGAUCGGCUGGGGAGCCUCGCUCCAUCUCCAGUGGUUGGUUCUUGCUGGCAUGUAGUUCUCUAGUGUAUGAAUAUACCAAUAUACUCUUGGUAUGCACAUGGACUGUUUCCAGCUUGAAGUGAUUAAAACGGUGUUCCUGUGGACGUCCUUGUACAGAUGCUUCGGGAUGCAUAUAUUUGCAUUCCCUGUACCUAGGAUUGGUACCCACAAGGCACGACUCAGGCAUCCUUCGACAGUGGAUUCUGCCAAAUAGUUUUUCUAAAUGCUUGUACCAACUCGCAUUCCUUUCAGCAAUGUUGGAGAAUCCCUCUCCGGUAGUUGUCAUGAUUUUUUUUUCCUCUCAUCUUUGCCUUUUGGGUAUGAAUAGCAACGUUUCAUUGUGGCUACAGUUUUCAUUUUCCUGAUGAAUACUAAUACCCUUUUUUCCUGCCCCCCCCCACUUUCUUGGCUAGGCUGGAGGCUAGCAAACUCCAGCUAUCUCCCACACCCCCGCCCCACCCUCCUCAAAGCUGGGGCUAAAGUGCCGGGACACCCCGGCUUUGUUACAGGGCUGCUGGAAUCCCAACUCCAUCCUUCAUGGCUGUUUAACAGGUGCUCUUCACCACGGAGCCAUCUCUCCAGCCCCCCAAUGCGCCCCCACCCCAUGUGAGUGUUUUCUGUUAUGAAGAAAACAUUCUGUUGGCUUUUAUACAUUUCCCACCAACACAUACUGUUUCCUCUAACUGGUACCUUUCGAUGAGCAGAGGUUUGAUUUCCCUGUAGUGCUGUUGGUUUUGCCCUUUUCCUGUGGCUUUCUGUGUCACGUUUAAGGAGCUUGUGUCCCCCUGAAGAUGGCCUCCAUCUCGACCUCCUAGAUGUUUUAUAGUUCAUGGUGAGGCCGGUGACGGCCUGUAAUGGUUUUGAAGUAUGGCAUGAAGCAAGGGUUCGUUUGGGUGUCCAGUUGCCUGGGCAUUGGUUACCGCGAUGGUUAUUUUAACCCUCACACUAGUACUCGUCACCACCUUGUCAGAAGUCAAAUGUCCCCAUCCCCGAGGCUCUUUUUGGAGCCGUGCGGCGCCUGUCUGAUUUUGUACCAUCCCUGUGCUGCGUCCCGGCUCCCCUGACUAUUUCUGUCCAUAAUAACACCACCUUGUCGUCGUCGUCGUCGUCGUCGUGACGUAGUGCUAUAGUAAGGUUUGCUAUCUGGCAAUCCAACUGUUCUCUGGUCUUGGUUGUUAUAGGUCUUUCCCUUUACACAUACAUCUACAUAAGCUUUACACCCAGCACGUCCGUUUUGAAGAACAAACAGAUUAAGUGUGACAAAGCGUUAUCUUUACGACACUGAGUUUUAAACCUGUGAAUGUGGUUUAGCAUUUCAUUUACAUUAUUCUCCUUUGUUUUCUCAUAAAUCAUAAUUUUUGUUUUUUGAAGUAGAUGUUCUUGCAUAUUUUUGUAGUUAUUCAAUGAAUUUGAUGUGAUUAUAAGUACUAUCAUUAAAUACUUUUUACGUUCUGAU